Molecule: messenger RNA, 1819 nt
Organism: Bemisia tabaci
Lineage: Eukaryota; Metazoa; Arthropoda; Insecta; Hemiptera; Aleyrodidae
Source: RefSeq, a predicted model, not a curated record
AAGAAUAAACAUUCAUUGGCUGGUAUAAGAAUGAAUGGGACAUUGAGAAACCACAAGAGGAAUACAAAUCAGAAAUCGAGAAAACCAAAGGUGGAAGGAACAGAUGAAAUUGAUAAGAAUGGGGAAGCAACGAUGACACCUCAGUCACUGGAACCGUUGAAGUUAUCAAAAAAGAUUUUGUCAGAUGAGCAAUCUAAAGAGGCAAAGGAGACUUGUAUUUUUGCAUACGUAGAGAAUAUGAAGCAGGAUAUAAUCAAACAAAAUGAGGAAAAUUUGGAAAUGACAAAAGCUGUGUUGGAAAAGGGUCAUCCUGACACUGCUAUUGAUACCGAGGAAAAUGAAAAAUAUGAAGAGCUAGACUCAUCAACUUUGAAAAAUGAGGUGAUAGAAGUAGAAGAAAAAAAACCAUCCUUUCAAGAUCAAAUUUUCUUAGCAGCUAGCAAUCGAUUAAAAAAACAGUUAUCAAAAGAAAAUAUUCUUCCUCUUAAUGGUAAUAGUUUUAAACUGAAAGAAAGAAAGGAAAUUCAAGAUAUCGGCCAAACCAACCUCGAAACUGACUUGGAGGAUCAACAUUACAGCACAGCAAAGACUUUGCGAAUGGGCAGAAUGAAGCAGGAGGAGACAUAUGAAUUUAGCCAAGUUGAAGGAAUGAAUGUCCUUGACAAUCAAAAUACUGACAUUUUGUUGAAGGAUUGCAGUUCUUCAGAAACAGAGCAAGAGAGUGAUGACUUUAUAGCUGACACAGCUAUUGAAGCAAUACUUGAAGAUUUGAGAAAUCUAAACAAGGACACGCCUAAGAAAGCAGAUGAGUCAAAGCAAGUUUUGAUUCAUGAAUCCAAAUAUGAGUCGAGGUUUAAAUACAAAGAGAAGCACUACAUUUCGAAAUUGGAUCAACAGUCAACAGAUAACUUAACCAUUAAACCAAUGUCUCUACAACUAAGCAGACCAAAGCGAGCUUUACCGGUAAUAACAACUCAACCCCCUCUGCGGAGCAUGCAAGGUGCACUGAUGAUGCAGCCUCUACCCACAACAGACUUGGAAAUCGUCGAUGAUGUUGAUGCAAAAAUCUGCUGUAGUAGUCAAGUGAAAGCAGAUCAUAAUGAAGAUUACUCUGAUCUUAUUAUCGUUCAGUAUAAAAGUAGCUGCAUUGUAGAUUGCCUUUGUUGUUUUGUGUCGUCAUUAAUUUGAAAUAUCAGGCUCACAUUUUGAAACAAAUAACAGUCUAUUGGCUAAGGUAGCAUAAGCUCCAAUCUUCGUAAGACAUAGGUAAAAACGGGAAAAGUUAAUCACAGGUGUUGAGAACAUGACACGGUUUUGAAAUUUUGAAUACCUGUCCAAAAUUCCUGUCUAAAAACUUCAGGGAAAAAAAUUAUUUGACUUUACGGGUUUUAAAUAGAUAAAAACAGCUCAGUUGUAGCGUCAGUCAGUUUUGUUCUCUAUUAAAAAAUUAAACAUGAGAGGAAAAUACUUAGGUAUUGUGAAAUGCAGUUAGACUGAUUCUUAUUGAAUAUGUCUAAUUAUAAGUAGAGUAAAUUGAGGGAAGAGUAAAAUUGGCAAUGAGUACAUAGGAAGAUUGAAUUUCAGUUCUGUUCAUAAAAUUUCCUAAUAUGUAUUAUUCCAAUUUUCCCUCAAAUUUUUCCUUUGACAAUUUCCUUAUUCCUAACCCUAAGACCUCUCAUUUAUUUGAAUUUUUACAUCCAAGCAGCAGAGCUUUCAAAAGAGUGCGAUGAAAUUGAGAAAUGAUUUUGACAAUUUGUCUUAAUAUGUAGAAUUGUAUAGCAAAAUAGUUGGAAUAAGUAAAUAAUAACUUUAAAAAAGA